AUGGCUGUUGACAGAGGCCCUGAGCUAACUGCUGUGGCUGGACUGUUCCUAGGGUUAGCAUAUCUGUUUGUCUCCUUAAGGGUCUACGUCAGGGCUUUCUUGAGCAAAAGUUGGGGAACUGAUGACUAUCUUCUUCUCAUAUCUCUGGGCUUCUUUACCACAUACAUUGCAUGCUCGUUAUCCGGAAUCCACUAUGGAACAGGACGCCACCUCAAAGACAUUUCUCCUGAGGACAUACCUAAAGCACUCUACUUCUGGUGGCUCUACGACCUUCUCUACGCUAUAACAACAGCAUCCAUCCGCCUCUCCAUCGCCCUCUUCCUCCUUCGCAUAUGCAUCAACCCAAGUCAACGUUGGGUCAUCUAUGGUACCUUAACGAUGGUUUUCUCUUUCUCAAUCUUCUACUUCUUCCUCGCGCUCUUUCAAUGCAAGCCAGUCAGCUUCUUCUGGCGUCAGUAUGCGGGAUUGAAGGGGAGCUGUAUCAACCAGGCCGUUGUCCCAAAUGCAGCCAUCGCCCACUCGGUAGUCUCCUUUACCGCAGAUUGGAUUCUGGGCCUGUUGCCCGUUGUCUUGCUGUGGCACUUGAAGAUGAACACUAGGACAAAGGUCUCCGUUGCAGGACUCCUUUCUCUAGGACUACUUGCAGGCAUCGCAGCCAUGAUUCGCAUCCCCUACAUCAAAGUCCUAGGAAUACCCGAUGACUUCCUCUUCGCAACAGUAGAUGUAGCAAUCUGGUCUACAGUGGAACCAGGCCUCGGCUUCGUCGCUGCAGGCGGCGCAACUCUCCGCCCAUUAUUCCGCUCCUUCUACAACCUCUCCUCCAACCGUCACUCUAUCACACACCCCUACCUCCCUCCCAUUGCCCACUCUCGAUCAAAAUCUCAUCAAUCGUCGCGGAGCUUAGGGCACGAGAGUAUUAGGUUAAGGAACGAUGUUGUGGAUCCGAGGGGGACAGUGACGAGUGUCAGGAGUCCGUUUGCGGACUCUUUUGAGGUUGGGGGUGAGGCGUGGAUUAGUCUUAGGGGUGGGGCUAGCGCUAGAGAGGGAAAAGACAUGGGAGGUAUCAAGGUCCAUAAGACGGUGGAGAUAAGCAGCGUUCAGGAGAGUGAUGAGGAGGGAGUUGCUGGGUUGGGAAGUCCUGGUGGGAGUGGGAUGGGGAAGCCUGAAAGGGAUUUGGUCUGA
Messenger RNA from Hyaloscypha bicolor E, 1182 nucleotides. RefSeq lists its product as uncharacterized. Lineage: Eukaryota; Fungi; Ascomycota; Leotiomycetes; Helotiales; Hyaloscyphaceae. Bases 1 to 1182 code for a protein of 393 amino acids. The transcript has 5 exons. The record is from RefSeq and is a predicted model, not a curated record.